Messenger RNA from Cajanus cajan (pigeon pea), 1167 nucleotides. RefSeq lists its product as uncharacterized. The record is from RefSeq and is a predicted model, not a curated record. Gene Ontology annotation, cellular component: ribosome; cytosolic small ribosomal subunit. Gene Ontology annotation, biological process: translation. Lineage: Eukaryota; Viridiplantae; Streptophyta; Magnoliopsida; Fabales; Fabaceae. Gene Ontology annotation, molecular function: RNA binding; structural constituent of ribosome.
ACACCACAAACCCUACUCAGAGCAGCGCAACCUUCCAUUUCUCUCCAGCGCAGUCACUCCAUUCCCUUAAUCACCCCCAACAACAUGGCAGAACGUGGAGGCGGAGACCGCGGCGGCUUCGGUCGCGGCUUCGGUGGGCGCGGGCGCGGCGACAGAGGGCGCGGGCGUCGCAGGGCGGGUCGGCGCGAUGAGGAGGAGAAGUGGGUCCCAGUGACGAAGCUAGGGCGUCUGGUGAAGGAUGGGAAAAUCCGCAGCCUGGAGCAGAUCUAUCUCCACUCUCUCCCAAUCAAGGAGCACCAAAUCAUCGACACACUCGUUGGCCCCUCCCUCAAGGACGAGGUCAUGAAGAUCAUGCCCGUUCAGAAGCAAACCCGCGCCGGUCAACGCACCCGCUUCAAGGCCUUCGUUGUCGUCGGCGACAGCAACGGCCACGUCGGCCUCGGCGUCAAGUGCAGCAAGGAGGUCGCCACCGCCAUCCGCGGCGCCAUCAUCCUCGCUAAGCUCUCCGUCAUCCCCGUUAGGAGAGGCUACUGGGGUAACAAGAUCGGCAGGCCCCACACCGUUCCCAGCAAGGUCACCGGUAAGUGCGGCUCCGUCACCGUCCGCAUGGUCCCCGCCCCCCGUGGUUCCGGAAUCGUCGCCGCCAGGGUUCCCAAGAAGGUCUUGCAGUUCGCUGGUAUCGACGAUGUCUUCACUUCCUCCAGGGGUUCCACCAAGACUCUCGGAAAUUUCGUCAAGGCUACUUUUGAUUGUCUGAUGAAAACCUACGGUUUUCUAACACCUGACUUCUGGAGGGAGACUCGCUUCUCCAAGUCACCAUUCCAAGAGUACACAGAUCUAUUGGCAAAGCCAACAGGAAAGGCCUUGAUCCUCGAGGAAGAAAGGGUGGAGGCUUGAGCUAGCAGUUUUGAUGCUAUUGGUUGAUUGUGUUUCUUAAAGCAUGCUAGGAACCAGAAAAUUUUGUUAUUUCCUUUUCUAUCGAGGGACGUAUAUCUACAUGCAUUUUCUUGUUCUUUUCCCCCCCAAAUUUAGUUGAAUGGAUAUUUACGGAGUUUCAAACACCAAAUUUUUAUAUCUUGUGAACUUGGCUGUCGAAACUAAAUGACAGGUUUAAUAAUUCGGUGAAAACCAAGUAUGUUUUGAUUAUAUCAUAUUUUUUUGAGACUA